Aspergillus heteromorphus CBS 117.55 is the source of this 1110-nucleotide messenger RNA. RefSeq names its product glycoside hydrolase family 18 protein. The record is from RefSeq and is a predicted model, not a curated record. The coding region runs from base 1 to 1110 and encodes 369 amino acids. The transcript is spliced from 5 exons. Lineage: Eukaryota; Fungi; Ascomycota; Eurotiomycetes; Eurotiales; Aspergillaceae. Gene Ontology annotation, molecular function: chitin binding; chitinase activity. Gene Ontology annotation, biological process: carbohydrate metabolic process; chitin catabolic process. Gene Ontology annotation, cellular component: extracellular region.
AUGUUCUCCGGCUCGUCCUCCAUCUUCCCGCACUGGCGGCGCAAAGCGGCCGAGCGCUCCAGCAACAGCUCCUACGAAGUGCCCUUCUUCCUCAACGCCGCUUACUAUCCCAACUGGAGGAUCUACCGGAAACAGCCCCCGUCCGCCCUUCGAUUGGGCUUCAUCUCCCAUAUCUUCUAUGCGUUUGCCUGGGUUAAGGAAGAUGGCACCGUCUACCUCAGUGACGAAUGGGCCGACACCCAGAUGCCCGUGGACGGCACCAACGGAUGCCUGCGGGCCUUUGCGCAGCUGAAACCGCAGUACUCGAAGAUGAAACUGAUCCUAUCCGUCGGCGGCGGCGGCAAAGGCAGCGAGAACUUCGCCGUGGUAGCCCACAGUCAAUCCCGCAUCGAAACGUUUGCCCGGAGCGCCAGAGCCCUGGUGGACCAGUUCGGUCUGGACGGCAUCGACGUGGACUGGGAACACCCGUCGGACCCACAACAGGGCUCGGACUAUAUCCGUCUGCUGGCACGACUGCGCGAAGCGCUCCCAUCACCGCGAUACGUGCUGGCCACCUGCCUACCAGCGGGCUUCUGGGCGCUGCGCAACAUCGACCUCUCCAAAGCGCAACUCUACCUCGACCUGAUCAACCUCAUGGCGUACGAUUUCUCCGGACCCUGGGAACCCGAGACGGGACACCAGGCCCAGCUGUUCAGCAAACACGCCUCCGCAGUAUCAUGCCAGACGGCCGUCACGUACGUGCUCGGGCAGGGCGUCGACCCGAAAAAGCUCCUCCUGGGGAUCCCCGCGUACGGUCGCUCGUUUCUGGGCAGCAGCGGGGUCGGACAGCGGUAUGUGGGCUGUGGCGGCGACGAUGGCGUCUUCGAUUAUAGCGAGCUGCCGCGUCCGGGGGCCAAGGAACAUCACGAUAGCGGUCUUGGGGCGGCGUAUUGCGUCGGCGGGGACGGCGGGUUCGUCACCUACGAUACCCCCCAGACGGUGCAGCAGAAGGCGAAGUUUGUCACCAAAAUGAAACUCGGCGGCUUGUUCUAUUGGCAUAUCGGUGGGGAUGCGCGCGGUCCUAGAAUGAUUCUGCCGAUCGACAAUCCAGUACGGAGUAGAUGGGAUUGA